This is a messenger RNA of Neurospora crassa OR74A, 958 nucleotides long. RefSeq lists its product as hypothetical. The record is from RefSeq and is a predicted model, not a curated record. The coding region runs from base 229 to 444 and encodes 71 amino acids. The transcript is spliced from 4 exons. Lineage: Eukaryota; Fungi; Ascomycota; Sordariomycetes; Sordariales; Sordariaceae.
CUUACACCUGGCAAACAGGCAGGCAGGCAGAGCUUCCGCCGUCGGGUCUGCAGUCUCCACCAUCCACAAGUCCGUGCACCACAGGAAGCCCCGAGCCGAGAAACCUGAAGCAGUGAGAGGUUCAAAGCUAACUCUCCGUCCUUUCCACGCAUUCGACAUCAUCACACCAACCCCUCGCAUCACCCCCCCGGAAUCUUCCACCCAACGACCCCCGACAACAAUUUCAAGAUGCCCGGCCUCGUCAACGCCCCCAACCACGUCCCCGAGAAGCAGCGCUACUACCAGCAGGCCUUCAAGAACCACACCCGCCUCUGGAAGAUUGGCCCUCGCAGCGGCAUCAUCAUGACCACCUUCAACAUUGCCAUGUGGGGUACCUUCGGCGCUUCCAUGUACGCCAUGUCCCGCAAGGUUCUCGGCUACAACACCUGGUUCUCGGAGGAUUAAAUUAGCCGUCCUACCACGAUAGUCAACGAAGGCGGUGCUACUGGUCAUGAUAGAAGCACGAGAAUCCCUUUGAAUAUGUGUAUAGUCGCAAAGAGCAGCAUAGAUGGCGGCAGAGGGCAGGCCGCUUUGGGUGAUACCUCCAAGAAGUAGGCCGCCACGCCGAUAUUCCCUAUUUGCAUCAUGGAUUCCACCGACCACCUUUGGGAGAGCUACUGUAACCGUGGAAAUCGUGAUCCAUUGGGUCUCGGCGCUUCGAUUACCAAGCUCCAAACACUGAUGGCUGCAGCUGUCAAGUCUUUUCUAUCAUUACAAAAUUAUGGCUUUUUGGCCAUGGGGCAGUAGUGGCCAUGGAGGUGUGAAACCUGUGAAUAGUGGUAACCAGGCGUUCCCUUUGUCAUGGGGGCAGAUCAAGUAAGCGCUUUAAAUCCCCGAGGCACCGGGGGCCUUUUCGUCCUUCUUUAGGCUUAUCAGGAGCUCACGGAAACGCUCCUUGCCGGAACCAGCAGCACCGCCC